Molecule: messenger RNA, 1348 nt
Organism: Dimorphilus gyrociliatus
Lineage: Eukaryota; Metazoa; Annelida; Polychaeta; Dinophilidae
Source: the annotation of a GenBank genome assembly
GACUUUCCAUGAACGAGAUAUAACGAGAGUAGGUAAUAACUAAUCGUGAAUUUUCGUCUACAGAUUUUAUCUCAAAAAUUAUCUUAUGUUCAAUAAUUACAUAUGAAUUUUGAACAUAUAAACUAUUAGAGGAAUAAUUUUCACGACCGUUCUAUUUUAGUAAGUAAUCGAAAUAUUAAUUUCCUACCAUAUUUCGCACCAUUCCUUCAUUUCGCGUUUCACGUGUUCACUAGGUGUUAACAAAAUGAAAGAACGCAAACGUUCAGCAGAACAAGAAUCACCAAAGAAAAAUGGAAUGCAUAAGAAAAAGAAAAAGAGCUCAGAAAAUGUAGAAGAACUAUCGUCAGGAAUUAAAAAUGUUUUUAAUUACUACGAUGAAAGGAAUAAGAAAGCAGCUCAUAUAUCGUGGUAUAAAGGAGAGCAAGCUGCACUAAAUUUCUUACCUAAAAAUUUUAACUAUGGAGAAAUGAGUGAGAAACAAAAAACUGCUCUCUAUAAAGACUACUUUAGAAAAAUUUUGCCUUCAAAUAUAAGUUUUUCACAUGACCAAGUUAUUGCAGUUAAAAACUGCCUAAGUGCUCCUGAAAAAAAUUCAAAUCGAAAAUUAACGAAAAAUUUGAUUGAUUCAAAACAGUCUGAAUUAGUUGAGAUAUUUAAGCAAUUUAAAGUGGCGGGAAACGACAACCAACGUCAACAGGACAAACUCCAAGAAAGAUUAAAAUAUAAAAUUGAGAAAUUAGAAAAAUCGAGAAAUACAAGCGAAAGUGUUAAAGAAAAGCGUAAAGUUAAACGUUUACAGGGUAAAAAGAAUAAGCAAAAGAAGACUAUUGUGAAAGAAAGCGUUAUCCGUUCAAAGAAGGAGGAGGUUUUAGAAAAGAUUAAACCUAAACCUAUUUUUAACAAAGAAGGCAACCUAGUCUUCUCAAAAUUUGAUUUUGUUACAUCUAAGGCUGAUGCUGAGAAGAAGAAAAGUACUGGCAAUAAGGACUACAAGAAACUAUUGAAAAGAGUGGAAAAAAAUAAACAAAAGUUGCAAAAAUUGAAAGAAACAGAUUCGGUAAAAGCAAAAACUGUUGAGGAGAAAGAAAAAUGGAGGAAGGUGAUGGAUAAAGCCAAAGGAGUAAAGGUUAAAGAUGAUGAAAAAUUAUUGAAAAAGAGCUUGAAGCGUAAAGAGAAGAAGAAGGAUAAGAGUGGUAAAGAAUGGAAAAAGAGGAAGGACGCUGAAAAGCAAAAGUUAGAUCAGAGAAUAAAGAAACGAAACGAAAAUCUAAAAAAGAGAAAAGAAGGACGAAUUAAGAAGAAGGUAAAUAAAGCUAAGAAGAAAGGAAGAAUAAUACCUGGGUUUUAA